AUGGAAGCCAGGAUCAUACCGGACUCCAGGCCACGAGUGAAUCGAAGUUAUUAUAAUACAGAAAGAAGGGAUAGUUAUAAUAAUGGAUACCGCAAUGAAGGUGGCGGAUAUAAUAAUAGAGGCGAAUAUAACAAUGAAGAAUACAGAAAUCAAGAUAGAUAUGACAACAGAAAUCGCAGACAUGACGAUUUUAUAGGAUAUAUGCCUGAAGAAGAAGAAUGUGCAGGAUAUGUCGAGGAGGAAGAAGAUUAUGCAAGAUACGACAACGAAGAUGAAGACUACGUAGGCUACGUCAAUGAGCCUGAACAACGCCAACGGGAAUUCCAAGAUAACCAUAGGAGGAACAAUUAUAACCGGAAUAACUACAACCAAAAUGGUUAUCAAGGUUAUCAGAGAGGAAAUGGUAGUGGCAACAAUUACAAUAGAGGAGGAUACCAGAGGGGGUAUAACAACAGCAACAGACAAGGAGGGAGUAAUUGGCCGUCGUGGAAUAGAAACUAUGGUCAAAGAAGCCAAAGGAAAAUUUUUAAUCACGAAAAUGGACGUCGUGAAAAUUAUCAACCUAGUGAUCCGGAUAGACGAGAGAAUUACAAUAAUUAUCCCAAUAACUGGAGAAACGGCAAUGCAAGAAACUGUCAACAACACGAAAACGAACGAGAGAAUUUAAACUCUCAAAGGGCUCGUCAUGGAGAAAGAAUGACGAGCCAGGAACAGAACCAACAACCUAUCCAGAAACCACAGCAGAAUGUGGACUACCAGAAAUAUCAACAACAAACACAGGGUUACAAUCAAGGCAGGCAGAACCCAAAUCAGAGCAGCCAGAACAACUAG
Molecule: messenger RNA, 831 nt
Organism: Nasonia vitripennis (jewel wasp)
Lineage: Eukaryota; Metazoa; Arthropoda; Insecta; Hymenoptera; Pteromalidae
Product: GATA zinc finger domain-containing protein 14-like
Exons: 1
Coding region: 1-831 (276 amino acids)
Source: RefSeq, a predicted model, not a curated record